GUGAAGGUUCUGGCCUGUCGUGUUUCGAUCAGAUUCGAUUCCGAUCCGAAAUUGAUUCUCUGUGAGGAGCAAUCACCUCGCUCUCAAUACCGACAUCAUUUCGAGAUGAGUGGGAACCGUGUUUUCAUCGGGCGCCUUCCUCGUGGGAGUCGCGAACAAGAUAUCGAGAAGUUCUUCAGCCGUUGCGGUCGUAUACGGGGUAUAAUGCUCAAACGAGGAUACGCCUUCGUGGAUUUCCGCACCGACCGGGACGCAUCAGACGCGGUCCACGACAUGAACGGGAGGUCUAUGAGAGGUGAGCGCAUGACUGUGGAAAUCGCUUCCGGUCGCCAACGCAAGGGGAGUCGUGACCAGAAACACAGGAGCUCAAGUGCGAGAAACGAUGCUUCUUCCAACGGAGAGUACCAAAUAGUUGUCGAAAAUCUGAGCUCCCGAAUCAGCUGGAAGGACUUCAAGGAUAUGAUACGCCGUGAAGAUAUCGAAGUCGUUCACGUAGACGCUCACAAACUCCACAAACAUCAGGGGAUCGUCAAGUUCAGAACCCACAGCGAUCUGAAGCGAGCCAUAAAGAAGUUCCAAAACCGAGAGAUUGAGGGUCGUCGACUCGAAAUCACGGAAACGCGUUCAGGCAGUCGCGAGCGAUCCGGAAGUCGCGAUAGUCUUGACCGGAACCCUCCGAGCAAGAAGAGGUAUCGCUCUCGAAGCGCAUCAUCGGUGUCUCUUUCGCCUCGACCGAAAAGAAAAGCCGGAACGCCGACCUCUGAUUCCGGCUCCGCAGAAAAGGAAGCGCUGAAUCCGAAGGACAAUCCCCCCUAUCGCCGUGAGGGCGUUGUCAGUCAAGCAUCGAGAUCCAACAGUCGCAGAAUCUCGACUCCCGAUGGGAAAAGUAGUCCAGGGACGUCCAGUUCCCGCUCGAGCACCCCUGCGCGAUCCAAAAACGCAUCUUCGAGCUCAUCCGGCUCAGAAUCACCGCCAAAAACACCGGACAGCCCUUGA
Messenger RNA from Galendromus occidentalis (western predatory mite), 996 nucleotides. RefSeq names its product serine/arginine-rich splicing factor 5. Gene Ontology annotation, molecular function: mRNA binding. The record is from RefSeq and is a predicted model, not a curated record. The transcript has 7 exons. Gene Ontology annotation, cellular component: cytoplasm; nucleus. NCBI's taxonomy places the organism in Eukaryota, Metazoa, Arthropoda, Arachnida, Mesostigmata, Phytoseiidae. Bases 106 to 996 code for a protein of 296 amino acids.